This is a messenger RNA of Striga hermonthica, 1209 nucleotides long. NCBI's taxonomy places the organism in Eukaryota, Viridiplantae, Streptophyta, Magnoliopsida, Lamiales, Orobanchaceae. The record is from the annotation of a GenBank genome assembly.
AUGGCGAGCAGAGCGGACGAUGCAGCCGCCGUACUGCUGACGUCAGGCGCGAGCGGUAGAAUCAACGCCUUGUUUUCUCUGUACGCGCUGCGGAGCGUAUGGCGGCUGAUCAGCGCGUUCUUCCUCAUCCUCACGCUGCCGUUCCGCGGGAGGCGGCGGUCUGUGCAGGAGUCGGCCGAGAAAGGUAGCGGGAAGGAGGAGAAGUUUCCGGCCACGACAGGGAAGAUGGUGAAAGUUCCGGCGGCGAUGGUUCCGCGGAAAUGCGCGGCAGCAGCCGUCGGUAAGGACGUGGCCGCGCGGAGGGCGAUGGCGAUUCGGAGGGUGGUGGAGGGUAAUGAGGACGAGGGUUUUAGGAGUACAGUAAGGGAGUUUUCACUGCUUACAACUUCGAGAGGGGACACCAUUUUUACUCAGUCGUGGACCCCGGUUAAGGUUCAAGUUAGGGGUUUGGUAGUUCUCUUGCACGGCCUUAAUGAACACAGUGGUAGAUAUGAUGACUUUGCGAAGAAGCUGAAUGCAAAUGGCUUCAAGGUUUAUGGAAUGGAUUGGAUUGGACAUGGAGGAAGUGAUGGGCUGCACGCGUAUGUCCAUUCUCUAGAUUUUGCUGUUACCGACAUGAAAGCUUUUCUCACUAAGGUCCUAGCUGAAAAUCCAGCAGUUCCCUGCUUCUGCUUUGGGCAUUCAACUGGUGGAGCUAUAGUCUUAAAGGCUGCCCUUGAUUCCAAAGUGUGGCAGCAAAUAGCAGGCAUUGUUUUGACUUCGCCUGCAGUAGGAGUCCAACCUUCUCACCCAAUUUUUGCUAUGCUAGCUCCUGUUUUUUCCCUGCUGCUGCCGAGAUUCCAGUUCAGCGCAGCCAACAAGAGGGGCAUCGCAGUCUCGCGGGACCCGCAGGCGCUGGUCGCCAAGUACUCGGACCCGCUUGUGUUCACAGGGUCCAUUCGCGUCCGGACUGGCUAUGAGAUUCUAAGGGUCACAUCCUACCUUCAGCAGAACCUGAGCCGGUUGACCGUGCCACUGUUUGUCCUCCAUGGCAUGGCUGAUUCGGUCACCGACCCGCAGGCCACGCGCAAGCUCUAUGAGGAGGCUGCCUCAACUGACAAAACCAUCAAGCUUUAUGAAGGGCUGCUUCAUGAUUUGCUGUUUGAGCCUGAGAAGGAAGAAGUUGCCCAGAGUAUUAUUAUGUGGCUGAAUGAUAGAGUGAGAAACUGA